This is a messenger RNA of Mirounga angustirostris (Northern elephant seal), 5119 nucleotides long. It is a transcript of the gene CEP97, whose product is annotated as centrosomal protein 97. Bases 1211 to 3793 code for a protein of 860 amino acids. The record is from RefSeq and is a predicted model, not a curated record. The transcript has 12 exons. Gene Ontology annotation, molecular function: protein binding. Lineage: Eukaryota; Metazoa; Chordata; Mammalia; Carnivora; Phocidae.
ACCUGCAGAAGCGAGUUCAAAGUAGUCACCUACUCAACGCAGGAGGCUGAGCUGGAUCUCUUAGUACUCUAGUUCUCUCCCCUCACUGGGUCCAGAGACCAACAGGCUCGUGUCACACAACUGGCAGCGAACUGGGUGGCACCACCAAGGCCUCUGAGGUUUGUCCUGUCUUACAGAGAAAGCAGGGAAACCUCAGCUCGCAGCGCAGGAAAGGGCGGGGUAUCACAUUCCAGGAGGCAUCUAGCUCCGGUCCCUACCGGCAGUAAGAGGAUCUAGUGCCCAUAAAACGGCCACAUACUUCGGUGGUCCAUUUCUCGGGACAUCUGAGUUACCCAAACUUCUCAUCUCCGACCUGACUCACACUAGACCAAACCUCAAGAGCGGUUCACUUAGAGGCUUCUGAUCCUAACAGCCAUUGCACACACGGUCCCCGAAACAAGCCUUGCAGGGACCAAGAACGAUGCGGUAAAGGAACACGCUUAGCCCGAAUUAGACCGGUCUCUCCUCUAAAGAGCACAAGCUGAGCUUGGGCGACGCGGCCUUUCACCUUCCCGUCGGUCCUGGCGUAGCGCCUGCCAUGUCCGGGGUAAAUCUUGUACCCACUGAAACUGCACAGCUCGACCCUGUAACAAAAAGCGAAAGCCCAUUAGGGAGGGUGUCUGCGGCAAGGAGAAGCCAAGCCCAGGCCGCGGGCGAGGUGCUGUGCCCGAAGAUGGAAGCGGAUUGGGGACUAGGGCUCUUGCUCACUUCAUAGCGCCGGCAGCCGAGAAGAAGGAAAGAUGGUGAAGAGAAAGAGAGGAUCAUGGGAAGAAGCCUUAUAAGGCAGUAGGGCAAUCUCCUCCCCCAAUUCCCCUCUCUAACCCCGGCGCUCGGUGAUGACGUCUAUCACGGCGGCCUCCUUCCUCUGGAGGAGGAGCCAGUUCUGGGAGCGAGAGAAAAGUUGACUGUAGUUUAGGCAGGCGAAUGGUUGUUUUCUGAGUCCUUCUUGCUCCCGCGGUCAAGUGUCCUAGAGCCAUCGUCCUGCUGCACAGAAUGUGAACUCUAUGUAGUUUAGUGACCUACAGACAAUACCCACAGACGCAGGCAGCCAAUUGGGCCGUCCGGUUGCCGUGCAUCCUGGGAGCUGUAGUUUCCGGCUCCCUCCUCCUGGCUCCAAACUCCACCGAGCAGCUGGAGGACGGUUGCUUGGUAUUAUUAGCAAGCGAGAAGUAUGGCGGUGGCGCGCGUCGACCCGGCUUUGCCUCCUGGAGAAGGAUCAGUGGUCAACUGGUCAGGACAGGGGCUACAGAAAUUAAGUCCAGACUUACCCUGUGAAGCUGAUAUUCAUACUUUGAUUCUGGAUAAAAAUCAGAUUAUUAAAUUGGAAAAUCUUGAGAAAUGCCGACAAUUAAUACAAUUGUCAGUGGCUAAUAAUCGGCUGGUGCGAAUGAUGGGUGUGGCCAAACUGACCCAACUCCGGGUGUUGAAUUUGCCUCAUAACAGCAUUGGCUAUGUGGAAGGGCUGAAGGAUCUAGUACAUUUGGAAUGGCUGAAUUUGGCAGGAAAUAAUCUCAAGGUCAUGGAACAAAUCAGUAGCUGUGCAGCUCUACAGCACCUUGAUUUAUCAGACAAUAACAUACCCCAGAUAGGUGAUCUAUCUAAAUUGGUAUCACUGAAGACCCUGCUUUUACAUGGAAACAUCAUCACCUCUCUUAGAAUGGCACCUGCUUAUCUACCCAGAAGUCUUGCUAUACUUUCCUUGGCAGAAAAUGAAAUUCGGGACUUAAAUGAGAUCUCUUUUUUGGCAUCCUUAACUGAACUGGAACAGUUAUCGAUCAUGAACAAUCCUUGUGUGAUGGCAACACCGUCCAUUCCAGGGUUUGACUAUCGGCCAUACAUUGUCAGCUGGUGCUUAAACCUCAGAGUCCUAGAUGGAUACGUGAUUUCUCAGAAGGAAAGUUUGAAAGCUGAAUGGCUCUAUAGUCAAGGCAAGGGGAGAGCAUAUCGGCCAGGCCAGCAUAUCCAGCUUGUGCAGUAUCUGGCUACAGUCUGUCCUCUCACUUCCACACUGGGUCUUCAGACUGCAGAGGAUGCCAAACUAGAGAAGAUUCUGAGCAAACAGAGGUUUCAUCAGAGACAGUUGAUGAACCAAAGCCAAAGUGAAGAGCUAGCUCCUCUUGCUCCUACUGAAACAAGAGCACCCCUUAUACCUGAGCAUUCAAGCCCUGUUCAAGAUGGCCAGAUAGUCCAGGAAAGCGAACCCGUCAUCCAAGUCAAUUCUUGGGUUGGGAUUAACAGUAAUGGUGAUCAAUUAUAUGCUAUUAAGAGUAACUUUCCAGCCUCUGUACACACUACAAGAUAUUCUCGAAAUGACCUGCACUUGGAAGACAUACAAACAGAUGAGGACAAGUUAAACUGUAGUCUUCUCUCUUCAGAGUCUACUUUUAUGCCAGUUACAUCAGGACUCUCUCCAGUGUCACCUACAGUUGAGCUGAGGCUACAAGGCAUUAACCUGGGCCUAGAAGAUUAUGGUCUUGCAGAUGAAUCUGUGAAAGGGCUGGAAAACCAGGACUUUAAUAAGGAAGAUGAAAAGGCUUUUUGGACUGCAAAUGAGAAUUCCGUUCAAAUGAAGGAAAGUGUCAUCAGUACAGAGGUAAAUGAGAAAGAUGGGCUAUUACCUUGUCUGGAGCCAACAGUAACUAGUGCUGUCUUGAAGGAUGACACCCAUAGUCUUACAUCUUUUCCUGAGUCAGUUGGACACAGUGUCUUCCAUACACAGCCAGACAGUGAAGAAACCAUGUCUCAGUCAGCUUCGGAGAAACUUCCCUGUGGGAUUUUAACCCAGAGAUCUGUUGCUCUGGGACAAGAUAAAGUUGCCCUUCAGAAAUUGAAUGAAGCAGCCACCAAACUUCAGGCCUAUUGGCGGGGCUUUUAUGCCAGGAACUACAACCCCCAAGCUAAAGAUGUGCGUCAUGAAAUUCGACUGCGCAGAAUGCAGGAACACAUUGUUUGCUUAACUGAUGAAAUAAGGAGAUUAAGAAAAGAAAGAGAUGAAGAACGUAUUAAAAAAUACGUACAAGAAGAGGCUGUCAGAUUCCUUUGGAACCAGGUAAGGUCUCUGCAAUCUUGGCAACAGAUGGUGGAUCAGCAUCUAAGUUCCUGGCAUACUGAUGUUCCUCCUAUAUCAAGUACUCUAGUACCCUCUAAACCUCCAUUAUUCACCCAAAGUCAGGAGUCCUCUUCUGAUCAAAAUUCUGAUUGGCUCAUUGCUCCUGAUGAGGCUCCUCAAGAGAAAUCCUUACCAGAAUUUCCAGACUCAGGUUUUCAUUCUUCCCUAACAGACCACGUUCACUGUUUGCAGCAUUCUUUGGAUUUUGAAAAAAGUUCCACAGAAGGCAGUGAAAGUUCCAUAAUGGGGAAUUCCAUUGACACAGUCAGAUAUGGCAAAGAGUCAGAUGUAGGGGAUGUCAGCGAUGAGCACGGUGAAUGGAAUAAGGAAAGCUUAAACAAUGAGCAGGAUAAUAGUCUGCUUGAGCAGUAUUUAACUUCAGUGCAACAGCUAGAAGAUGCUGAUGAGAGGACAAAUUUUGAUGAAGGGACAGGAGAUAGUAAGCUUCACAUAGCUCCUUCCCCUGAAAAGUUAGAUGCCUUGUCUGAUGGGGCUUCUGUAGAUGAUACUCACGGCAUAUCUCCUACUUUGCAAGAUGAAAUCAGCCAGGCACCAGAAAAUUGUAAAUUAAAUGCUGAUGUUCAAGGGCAACAGUCAGACUGCGAUUCUACAUUUCAGGUAUUGCAUGUUGGUAUUACUGUGUAGCAUGUCUGGUUGCUUGGGAAGCAGAAAUCUACUUAACAAUUUCAGUUGCCCUUUUUUUUUUUUUUGGUGAAGGGGAAUAUCACCCCCAUUUUUGUUACUAUUUAUAUAGACUUUGUAUUCUUGUCUCUUGUUUUCAAUAUUUUAGAGACUGGGCUGAAUCUUCAUUUUGAUUUUAUUAGCUAUUCGCUGUAAUCUAUCAAACAAUAUUUAUAUUGAAAGCUAUAUGCACUUUAUUUCCUAACAACUGAAUUGCAUCAACAGUGUUGUUUUUUAAUGUACUCAUUUCCUUUCAAAAAUAAACUAGAAUAUCUUUCAAGAAAAUAGAGGAGUUUACCUUAAACAUAUAAAUAAGAGAAGUUAGACUUUUCUGUAUAUCAGGAAAUUAAUUAUGAAGUAAGGAAUGUGACUUGUUAAAGUGAGUGUAAAUGACAAAUAUGAAAGACUGUGAACUAUAGAAAUUUUCCAGCCUCCUUGGAAUAAGAACAUAUAUUUUUAAGCCUUUACCACCCCCUUACGAGUUAAGAAAAGCCUUCUUAUAAGCAAAUAGGGAGAAAGGGUAAGAUUAUAGGAUUUUUCAGAGGAAAUGAAUAUAAUUGUCUCAUGGAAAACUUUAGUUAAUGUCAUGUGUCAGUUUUAACAUAUGAAGCAGUGUUCAUCUGGAAUUAAAAUCAAGCUUACUUAAAGAGGCAUGACUAGAAUAUUUUUCUUAGAUGUGAAGAAAGCAGAUGCUAGGCUCCAUUUGCUUGGAAUAAUGUCACAGCAGACAUUAUCUUUUCAUUCAGUGCUUUUUUACCCUAUAGAUAAGCAUUUAUGUGCCAACUUCCUUGCCAGAAAUUAACAUAUGUUCUUCUUCUCUGACCCUGCAUUAUAUUUGCUUAUGUAUUUCAGCAGAAGGUCCAUGGCCAUUUACUUCAUUUUUUGACCUCUGUUUCACAGUGAAGAACAUUUAAAAUAAUAUUAGUGGUAGAAUAUGACUUUUUAAAAGGACUAUUUUCUGUCCAGCUCUCUGAAAAAGUGCCACAUUUGGAAGACAAUUUAAUGGUGGUUAAGAAAAAAUAAACCUCACUUAUUUCUUAUUAAGAAGAAUACAUAUCUGUAACUUCAGGAAGAAAUGAUAAUAUUGUGUUGAAGGUUAUAGAUGGAUGCAUUUGCAAAUCAAGGAAGCUUGAUAAAUUAAUCUUUGAGAAUGUUGUAGUAUCCUUGAACAACAUAUAUCUGAUUUCCCCUGAUCUUUGGACAUACAACUAUUUAAAACUGUGGCAAUACUUAAGUGUUCUAAAUUUAGGUGCUAAAUAUCUGUUCAUUUUUCUGUUACAGUCACUAGAU